AUGAGCAAGGAUGGGGGGUUGAGGAGUCAGUUGCUUGAGCCAGUGGGGUCCGAAAUCCCGCCUUUUGGGCAGUUAUUUGGAAGGGAGGAACAUCGUUUACUGUCUCGGAGUAAUGACAACACAUGGGAGAGAGUGUUGAAUUCCGUGCAGACGUUGGAGGGUCUAGCUGGAGUAGGUGGUGGCCAGUUCGUGGGAGGGCUGUUGGGGAUGUGUACGGCGGUGGAGAUGGUGGAUAAGCAAUUGACAUCGACGACCAACGAUUUGGAGCGUAUUGCUAACGAUCGAGACAUAGAGGGUCGGUAUGUGAAUGUUCAUUUGGCGGUUAAAUCCUUUCAACGUUCGGAUGCAUCUAAGACCUUCAAACCGACCGAAACGCGUUCCGUGGUAUGGUGUCGACGGACUGUGGAUAUGUGUUUAAAGUUACACGGCUCGGCAGACGACCCAGAUGCAACCCCCAUCUGGCUAUAUCAGCAGGGCCGCAAAUACCGCUUCUUAGAUGUCUACAACUUUCUUCGCGACAGAUUUCGAGGUCUGUGGCAGGAUCUAACUAUUCAACAUUCUCCCACUCAUCAAGGCAAUAUUGAGGUACUGGAGAUAAGUUGUCGGUUGCUCAUUCUGGCCGAAGAACUGUUAGCAGAUGACCCAGAGUUUACAUCUGUGCAGAACAAUAAUCUUCUCUCCACAUGUCUGGAUAAACUGAUGGCUUCCUACGAGGCUGUUCGAGAGACGUUAAGGAAUUCGCCAUCGAAGCACGAAUGGCCAGUCAGUUCCGCACUGCAGUCCAAUCUCGACGACCAUAGAUUACAGGAAUUAAAGGACAUCCUCGUAUACGAGUCGCCUUUUGAAGCCGAAUUCUGGUGCUACCGAAUCCUCCUAUGUCUCUCCUCCCAGGACUCCUCCUCGGCUCUUCACGUAAUGUUCAAGGUACCAGACUCCUUCAAGCAAAACCCUUUGGUUCGUCUUGCCACGGCCGCCGUAAACGCCUUUUACGGUGGGAACGAAACACGCUUCUUCAAGUUCACUCCACAAGCACCUCCACUACUCGCCAUUCUACUUAACAAAUACAACGACCUCGCUCGAGUCAGACUACUAGGGAAAGUCGCUUGCGACUCGAUCAGACGACAGAACUCCAGGAUCCCCCUAGCAACCUUCGGAAGACUCUUCCUACUCAACAACCCAAAAUCCAUAAACAACUUCUGCAGCCUUGUCAACGCCACAAUUCUACCCACCAACCAAACAGACAACAACAAUUACGUAGAAGUAUCUCAGGCCGUCGCACCUACCAUCACGUCGCAUACCACAGACCCACAGCUCAUAAGCAAUAUCAACCGCCACUCCGGUGGUAGACUGCGACUUUUGGACCCCCGUUUAUCUACAACAUCCGAUCUUGACGACUCCGUAGUUCGACGCCACAAUACCGUCCGUCGUAAUUCGAUUAGUCUCAACUCAUCCAAUGGACGCGGCUCAUCGAUGUUUGGCGGGUCCACGACCCCCAGGACGAACAUUAGGGCCCACCCCGGCAGAACUACGGAACGCUUCCCGUCAUCGGGGUUUCCUCCUUCCGGGCUUCCUCCUUCCGGGUUUCCUCCUUCCGGGUUUCCUCCUUCCGGGUUUCCUCCUUCCGGGUUUCCUCCUUCGGAUAUAAGCUCUACUCCGCAUCCCCCGGUCUCUUCCUGGCUGGCUCCGGAGUUGUCAAGCGCAGGUGGAAGACUGAAGAGGAAACUUCCAACGCCAAUACUCUCAAGCGCCGUUGAUCCUUUGCCCCGAAAUUUCUCGGCGUCGCGAAGCAGCUUUGCCUGCAGCACGCUUGAGGGACACGAUGCGGGAAAUAAGCAAGGCCCGCUUACGACCGAGAGGUUCGACUCCGGCAGGGGCAGGCAUUCUCUGUUGGGCGACCGAGCGGCGGCCAGCCCGUCACUGGCCUCUCGGGCAGACCCGGAGUUGGAGUUAGACGGCAGCAGUUCGCGACCUGCCGGGUCAGCGGUGGAUGGAGAAAACAUCUCAGAAGCCGGCGAGGCUCAAGUCCAUGCGGAGAUUCGGAAGCGGAGGCUUUCAGGCGACGGCGGUCUCCCGAAGAAGCGAAAGGAAGCCGGUUCCUCCAGCUGGGCUAGCGAAGACGACCUGGUCAUCGGCGCGAGUUGCUCUAUGGAGCGUGAAAUCAAAGCAUAUGGAAGGGACGUGUAUAGGUCAGUUGAGGUAGCUAGUGAACAUCUUGACGUAUCCUGUCUGGACGAGUUCGGCAGCUCUUGGGCUGUGGAGGAACUGCAAAGGGCCCUUCAGGUGCCCUCCGAAAGGCUGUGCGAAAAACUGCCUGAAAGACCCUCUGAAAAGUUGCCUGUCCCUUUGUUGACCUCACCGCCGCUAUCCUUGCCGGAACCCACGGUAUGCUUGUACACCCUGAAUGUGGCCGGUUCCAUACACUGUCCGUUGGCCAGCAUGCUAGAUGCUUACGUAUUAGGCACUAGGUCUACCUCUGGUUUGCUGAUGGACUGGUACCGUUCUCCACAGGAGCCACGGUUAGCGGAGUCGCCCACCACCGGUUCGCAACUCACCGACUUGCAGAUGGCUCAGCAAGCCAAGGCUUGUUUGAGGAGCUAUUUAUGCUUUAAAAGUAGAGGAGCCGCCCUGUGUGCUACUGCCAUCAGAUAUAAUUCCUACCGCGUGGAGUGCGAGCUGGGUGCUGAUGUCCACAGUCCUGUCAAUACGUCUCCGGCGAAGAGUUCCGUCACGUUUGCUGCUCGGCCCUGUCCGUCCUCCCGGACUAAUAGCAGCGAUGUAAACGCCUGGCACUCCCUGGGAAGUCAUUCCCCAGCAAGCAACUCCCCUGCCAGCGCGAGAAGGCCAGGGAGGGAGGUUCGGGGGAAGGAAGUGCCAACCGUUGACAGACAUGAGGCCGUGGCGAAUGUCAUAUAUUGUUGUACAACGGAGCUAAAGCUUUCCAAGAUAAAAUUGGACACAGCAAAUCCGUGGAGAAUUGAGAACGCUGUUGGUCUGACCUCGGAACUUGACCGAGUGAACUCCUGGUUGAACGCAAAUGCACCAAAGUGUCAUACUCUCACGCUACUCUGGCGGGCGAAAUCCAGAUCCAAGCUUUCCAAGACAGCAGGGGACCGAGAUAACAUGGGCAGACACAUGUCUCGAUGUGUUCAGCAGGCAGUAAAAAAAUGCAUUGCUGCUAGUCCGUGGCUUCAAGACCUGGACUACAGGUUGCACGGAGAAAAUCACAGUCUCGUUUUAGUUUAUGCGCCCUCUAAAAAGCUGUCGCACACGUGUGCGGAAAAUGAAGAAGCGCUGUCAAGCGCACCUGGAUCUGGACGAGGAGCUCGUUUGGAUCAUGAACUGCACCGUAGCGAAAGCUGUCAGCGUCUGCAUUUCAUGACGGCGUCUGUCUCGCACGCAUUCCAACGAGUUGUCCGAGCGUACAUAAAGGCUGCGGCAGAAGAUGUCAUCGAGAAUCCCGUUUCCGGGGUGCUGACGUUGGCGACUGGCGAUGCGGAGUCUACGCUAUCUCGGUCGGCAUCACCCAUAUUAGCCGGGAUUGCUGUCUACUGGAAGCCGGUGGUGUCGUACACACUGCCGUUCAUGCUUCUGCAUAUUUGGAAGCGACAGAUGCGGUCGGCCACUCUGCGAUCGAGUAUAACAGAGAUGCUGGACUGCCUGGACACUGGGAUCGCGUCUUUCCUCGCUUUGCCGUACUGGAAACCGGCUCCGGUGGAUCGAGAUUUGGCUGCGCUAGUAGAUGGUGGUUUGACAUCGUUCCUGAAUUUGCGCAAGGUCCGGAAGAUCUUGAAAAAAAUUCGGAAGGCAUGCAAGGCCUACAAGCAGAACUGUGCCGAGAUCAUUGAUACCCUGAAAGAGGAGGAAGCAGCCGUCACGCUCAAAAUUCCACAGAUAGCCACUAUCGAAGCAGCUACUGAGCGUUUGCGCAAGGCCCGAAAAUUGAUUCGAGAAAUCGUUCGGAAAAGCGUCAUGGCGGUUGAGACCCAACUCUCUACCGAGAUUAUGAAAAUGACGUUUGUCCUGCCGUUACCAUUGCACUUAUGUAAGUCGGAUUUUCGUUCGCGCGCGAGAGGCGUGCCUGCGUAG
Gregarina niphandrodes is the source of this 4086-nucleotide messenger RNA. Its product is annotated as SAC3/GANP family protein. The record is from RefSeq and is a predicted model, not a curated record. Gene Ontology annotation, cellular component: nucleus; cytoplasm; transcription export complex 2. The coding region runs from base 1 to 4086 and encodes 1361 amino acids. NCBI's taxonomy places the organism in Eukaryota, Apicomplexa, Conoidasida, Eugregarinorida, Gregarinidae. Gene Ontology annotation, biological process: mRNA export from nucleus. The transcript has a single exon.